CAGCACAUCCAACAGAGGAAACGGAAAAGACGAAACAUACAAGAAGCUUUUUCAUUUCAAAAUCCCGGGGCUGUGGAAAGAACAGAGAGUUCAUCCUUUUUUUUAAACCCAAGCGUGUCCGCCUUUGAGGGGGGGGCUUCAUCGUCAGACCUCGACCCGGACCCUUCCUCUGCGUUAUUUCUUUUCCUCAUCUGUUUCUUUUUCCUCCAGCUGUUUGCAGCUGGCAGAGAGCACCCGCCCUGUUUGGGAGGAAAAAAAGAGUGAUCGGAGGAGGAGAGAGAGCGAGAAAGAGAGAGAGAUGCAACCCCAGCCUUCCCAGCCUCCUCAGGUGAGGAGCAACAUCCUCAAGUUCCUCCGGAGCUUCUUGGGGAUCAGCCGCAUCCUGCAGAUCGUGUUCGGCGCCGGGCUGUGGGUCACCAUCGCCGCCAACAAGUACGAGGGCUCCAUCCACUUCGUGCUCUUCGUGGCCGUGCUCUUCUGGCUCCUCACCCUCGGCCUCUUCUUCCUCACGCUGCUGGACAAGCAGGACCUGGUGCCGCUGCUGGGUGGGAAGCGGUGGCUGUGCACCAACCUGGCGCACGACGUGGCCGCCGUCGCGCUCUACCUGCCGGCCAUCGGCGUCUUGAUCUACAAGACGGACCGCAACUCGUACUGCAACCUGCACCUGUACACGCACUACUGUGUGUUCAAGAUCUACCUGACGGCCGCCGUGUUCGCCUGCCUCUGCUGCGUCUCCUACCUCCUGUCGCUGGUGUACGAGGCGUACAGGAGGUGCCGGGGCGAGCAGACGGUCAUCUGAUGAUGGUGCUGGAGAGGUGUGAUGGAGGAGGGAUCCACAUCAAGAUGAGGAAUAGUUCACUUCACUGUAAUUUAACUCAACAGCUUCUCCAAUCUCAGAUUCAUCACACCAAACUGUUUAGCCUGUUUAUGAUGAGGCAGCAUCACUCUGUGGCCUUAUGUGUUUUCUGUGUUGCUGACAUGAUAACAGUCCAACAGAACCCAGGAUGAGAGUCUGAUUGGAUCUAAGUUAGUUUGACAAAGUAGAAUGGCUUCUUGAAAUGUUUGUGUCCCCGUUUGUUCCCGGCCCGGCCUUCACCUUUUGCGUUUAUCGACUAACUUAAUGCCUUUCCCCUCGUACAGAACCAUGAUAAUAUUCCUGUCAGGAUUUAUUAGAUUGUUUAGUGAGUUUACAGUACAGCACAUUUUGUAGAUUUGUGUUGCGAGAUAAUUUCUGUAGUCGCAGUUUUUACACUUUUGUCUCCUCACAACAAACUUUUAGCCUCAGUGAUGUGACAGCAUCAAAAUCACUCUGUGGCCUUAUAGUCAGUGUGUUUAUGGGUUGCUGACUUGAAAACAGCCCAACAGCUUCUGGUAAAGCCGCCUCGAUACCCAGGAUGGGUUUAUGUUAAUAGGGCUAAGUAUUAUUCUUAUCUAUUGAAGCACAAGUCUUUGUCUCCCAGUUUUUUAUCAUUACUUUUAUCGACUAAUCUAAAACCCUCUUACAGAAUCAUUAUAAUAUCCCUGUUGGGACAUAUUAUAAUGUGUGUGCAGUGAGUCUACAGUGCAACGCCUUAACAUGAUGAGAUAUGCAGAUUUGUGUUGUUUUUUUCACAGGGGACUAUUUUCAGUAUCUUUUUUAAAGUAUAUAAAUAUAUUUUUUAUCUGUUUAUAUGUUUUGUAUGAAAGGAAACUGAAGCGUGAUGGAGUAACUUGCGGACAUCCUUUUGUUUUGUGUCACUCUCUUGGGGACAGUUUUAUCAGUGGCUUCUGACAGAUUGCUGCAUACUCAACAAGGCUGUGAUGACAACAGACCAAUAAUACGGAUGUGACUGGUGCUACUAUGUGUAUGCUGAUCAAAAAGUAUUUAUCAUGUAAAGCCAAAGAGCAAAAAAGAGCAAGAAUAAAGAGCAGUACGUCAGA
Paralichthys olivaceus (Japanese flounder) is the source of this 1920-nucleotide messenger RNA. RefSeq names its product MARVEL domain containing 1 (gene marveld1). Gene Ontology annotation, molecular function: structural constituent of myelin sheath. Gene Ontology annotation, biological process: myelination. The record is from RefSeq and is a predicted model, not a curated record. Gene Ontology annotation, cellular component: membrane. NCBI's taxonomy places the organism in Eukaryota, Metazoa, Chordata, Actinopteri, Pleuronectiformes, Paralichthyidae.